ACCAUGUCCAAAUUCACUGCCCACUCCGCGGACGACGUCGCCGUCGCCACCAUUCGUGCGCUUGCCGCCGAUGUCGUGGGCAAGGCCAACUCCGGCCACCCCGGUGCUCCGAUGGGCAUGGCCCCCGUCGCUCACGUCUUGUUCACCCGCUUCUUCAACGCUAACCCCAAGAGCUCCAAGUGGUUUAACCGUGAUCGCUUCGUUCUGUCCAACGGCCAUGCUUGUGCGCUGCAGUACAUCCUGCUCCACCUUCUGGGCUACAAGCUGUCCCUGGACGACCUCAAGCAGUUCCGUCAGCUCGGUUCAUUGACCCCUGGUCAUCCUGAAGCCGGCCACACCGACGGCAUUGAGGUCACGACCGGUCCCCUUGGCCAGGGUUUCGCAAACGGCGUCGGUCUCGCCAUUGCGCAGGCGCACCUUGGCGCGACCUUCAACAAGGACGGCUUUGAGCUCAUCAACAACUACACCUACGUCUUCACCGGUGACGGCUGCCUCAUGGAGGGUGUCGCGAGCGAGGCUGCUUCGCUCGCCGGUCACCUGCAGCUCGGCAACCUGAUUGUGAUCUACGAUGACAACCACAUCUCCAUCGACGGUGACACCGCCGUCGCGUUCACCGAGGAUGUCGAGAAGCGUUUCCAGUCAUAUGGCUGGCAGACGCUCCACGUUGACAACGGUGACAGCGACCUCGAGGGCAUCUACAACGCCAUCGCGGAGGCGCGCAAGGAGAAGAGCAAACCCACCAUCGUUCGUCUCCGGACCACCAUCGGCUUUGGCUCUAAGCUACAGGGCACUCACGGUGUUCACGGCGCUCCCUUGAAGGCCGAUGACAUUGUGGCUCUCAAGACCAAGUUCGGUCUUCCCGGAGACCAGUCGUUCUACAUUCCCAAGGAGACUUACGACGCAUACCACGAGGCCGCUACCCGUGGUGCCAAGCUCGAGGCCUCCUGGAACGACCUCCUCGCGUCAUAUGGCCAAAAGUACCCCAAGGAGUACGCCGAGCUGACUCGCCGCAUCUCUGGCAAGCUUCCCACCGACUGGGAGAAGUCGCUUCCCGUCUACAAGGCUUCGGACGAUGCUCAGGCGUCCCGUAAGCUCUCCGAGAUCGUGUUGAGCGCGAUCGUGCCGGUCCUCCCCGAGCUCGUUGGUGGCUCUGCGGAUCUGACUGGUAGCAACCUUACCCGCACGAAGACGAUGAUCGACUUCCAGCCUGAGAGCACCGGUCUUGGCAGCUACAAGGGCACGUACAUCCGCUUCGGUGUACGUGAGCACGGUAUGGGUGCCAUCGCGAACGGUCUGCACGCAUAUGGUGGUAUCAUCCCCUUCGUUGCGACCUUCAUGAACUUUGUGUCGUAUGCUGCAGGUGCCGUCCGCUUGUCGGCACUCAGCGGGCACCAGGUCAUCUGGGUCGCCACGCACGACUCCAUCGGUCUCGGUGAGGACGGCCCCACGCACCAGCCGAUCGAGACCGCCGUGCACCUGCGCGCGAUCCCGAACCUCGACUUCUGGCGGCCCGCAGACGGGAACGAGACGUCGGCGGCGUACUACUCCGCGCUCACGCGCACGCACACGCCCUCGGUGCUCUCGCUCUCGCGCCAGAACCUGCCGAACCUGGAGGGCUCGACGCUCGAGCGCGGCCUCAAGGGCGGCUACGUCGUGCACGAGACCGAGGGCGAGGACCUCACGAUCGUGUCCUCCGGCAGCGAGGUCUCGAUCGCGCUCGAGGCCGCGCAGAAGCUCAUCGCGGAGGGCGUGAAGACCCGUGUGGUGUCCCUGCCGUGCUGGUCCAUCUUCGACCUCCAGCCGGCGGAGUACAAGCUCAGCGUGCUCCGCAGCGGUGCGCCCAUCCUCGCCGUCGAGGCCCUCUCGACCCUGGGAUGGCAGAAGUACAGCCACGAGGCAUUCGGUCUCACUGGCUGGGGUGCUUCUGGCCCGUACAAGAAGGUCUACGAGAAGUUCGGCCUCACUGGUCCCAACAUCGCGGAGGUCGGCAAGAAGGUCGUCGCCUUCUACAAGAAGAAGGGCGGCGAGGUCAUCUCGCCCCUGGUUAGGGCCAUUGACACGAUCGGGGGAGACCACCUGUGAUCGCGGAUGGGUUUCGAAAGGGCUUUAGCGGAUUAAUGGGUGGUACGAUAGAAUGCAGUAGUCCGGUCGCUUGUACUUCUUCAGCUAUAUAGAAUGAACCAUACGUUCAGCGAUAGAUCGAUGGAAAGAUAUGCAGAAGCAACGACCGGCUCGGCACUUGUCAGUGAGGACCGUAGUUGCAGACUUGAGUCUUGCGGUCCACCGGUGCGCUAUGCCCAUGAUAUAGAAGGCUCCUGAUUGGCUGACGGGAGGGACACGAAGAUUCGGGCAGAGGUCCAGCGUGGCAGAGGACGAGCUGUAUUAGGCGACAAGACUGAUACUCGUCCGCUAUAGUGGUGUACCGCGUAGUGCGGGAUGUCUAUCUCCUCCGCUCGACCGCAAUAGUGUCCCAUUUGACACGCUCGAGGUCCUCCUUCUCUACCUCCUCGACGAGGGGCUUCAAGUAACGGACAUCCUCCUCGGGCUUAAGCCACUGGUCCUUGGGCAGGUUGUCGUGGAGGACGCUGCACUGGGAGGCACGCUUGAAGCGGUAGGCGCGGUCGUACUCCUCGCGGGGGGUCAGGCGCGCCAGAGCCCGCUCGACGUCGGGCCGCUCCUCAACGAGGAGGUCGUCGUACUUCAAGCCGACUUUUCUGUGGCCCGCGACAUUGGCGUACCAGUCCGAGACGGGCUUGAACCACUGGUAAAGGGUCCUGUUCCGGCGGAUGAGGGGGGCGAGCGAGGGACCAAGGGGGCCGACGAUGGUCAUCGUUGUCAGUGUUUAU
Molecule: messenger RNA, 2846 nt
Organism: Trametes versicolor FP-101664 SS1
Lineage: Eukaryota; Fungi; Basidiomycota; Agaricomycetes; Polyporales; Polyporaceae
Product: transketolase
Exons: 18
Coding region: 4-2082 (692 amino acids)
Biological process (GO): pentose-phosphate shunt
Cellular component (GO): cytosol
Molecular function (GO): transketolase activity
Source: RefSeq, a predicted model, not a curated record